Molecule: messenger RNA, 2642 nt
Organism: Prosopis cineraria
Lineage: Eukaryota; Viridiplantae; Streptophyta; Magnoliopsida; Fabales; Fabaceae
Product: class V chitinase-like
Exons: 7
Coding region: 16-2340 (774 amino acids)
Biological process (GO): carbohydrate metabolic process; protein phosphorylation
Molecular function (GO): chitin binding; protein kinase activity; ATP binding
Source: RefSeq, a predicted model, not a curated record
UCAUUAUUCAAUUCAAUGGCUUCUUCUAACUUCACUACCUUCUUUCUUUUCUUCCUCCUCUUUUACGUUCCUUUCAUUUCUCAUUCUUCUGCAUAUCCAUCUUCCUCAUCGUCAUCCUGGGUGAGAGCUGCUUUUUACGAUAUUAGCAGUGAAAUUCCCAUUUCAGACGUAAAAUCUAAGCUUUUCACUCACCUUCUUUGUGCUUUUGCUCACUUAAGCUCCUCCGAUUACAAUAUUUCAAUCAAACCUUCUGACCUGCAAAAGUUCUCCACCUUCACGCACACUGUAAAGCUCCAAAACCCAUCUGUUACAACGCUUAUAUCCAUUCGGGGAGGUGGAGAAUACUCUUCAAUUUUUUCCUCUAUCAUAAAUAGUUCUUCUCAUAGAAAAUCCUUCAUUGAUUCAUCGAUUCGAACCGCUAGGCUAUAUGGGUUUCAGGGGAUAGACCUUUGUGGGGUCGGGCCAAGUGCUGGUUCUGAGUUGAACAAUCUAGGAACCCUCUUGGAGGAAUGGCGAGAAGCUUUAACUUCUGAGGCAAGAAACUCAAGCAAGCCAGAAUUGGUCUUGGUAAUGGAAGGUUACUACUUUCCCGCCGGAAAAUCCUUGAGUUACCCUUUCGAUUCAAUGCGGAGGAACUUAGAUUGGGUGCAAUUUGUAGCCUAUGAUUACUAUCUUCCAACAAAGAACAAUUUUACAGGUUUUCAUGCUGCCUUAUACAGCCCAUCUGGGUGGGAUAAUACUGAUACUGGUAUCAAAGAGUGGAAGAGCAGGGGAUUUUCAUCUAGCAAGCUGCUUAUUGGCUUGCCUUAUCACGGGUAUGCAUGGAUGCUGCAAAAUCCAGCAAACAGCACCAUGGGAGCGCCAGCAUCAGGACCUGGUUUGACAAAAGAUGGUUCAGUGGGUUACAAGUUGAUAAAAAGCUACAUAAAGAGCUUUGGGGAGGCAUCUUCUGAACAGUAUAAUUCUAGUGUUGUGGCUAAUCAGUUCCAAGUUGCAUCAACUUGGAUUAAUUUCGACGAUGUAGAGGCAAUCCGGGCUAAAGUUUCUUAUGCCAAGAGAAAUGGGCUUCUUGGUUACAUUGUUUUCCAAGUGGCUAAUGAUGAUAAUUGGAUCCUUUCCAAGGCAGCUCUGGACAUAGAUGAAGAUCAUCAUACAAGGAAGCUGUUAAUAAUUGUUCUGCCGACAACUCUGACCAUCAUGCUGAUUCUGCUAUUGGGAAUAAUAUAUUGCUACUAUUCUAGAGGAGAAUUAGCUUUUGCUACAAAAGUAAUAUGUAAACUGAAGAGAUAUUUACGACCAGAUGAGAAAAAUCUUGAGGAAAGUACUCAUGACCUGCUAGUGUUAAAGUAUGCUACUGUUAAAAUGGCCACACAUAACUUUUCAAACGACAAUAAGCUUGGAGAGGGUGGAUUUGGCACAGUAUACAAGGGUAAAUUAAGGAAGGGACAGGAAAUUGCAGUAAAACGGCUCUCUAAAACUUCAAGGCAAGGCCUUGAAGAGUUCACAAAUGAGGUCUCACUUACAGCAAAACUACAACACGUCAAUUUAGUUAGACUUCUGGGAUACUGCUCUGAAAGAGAUGAGAAAAUACUGAUCUAUGAAUACCUCCCAAACAGAAGCUUGGAUCAUUUCCUCUUCGAUCCAAGGAGAUCAAUUCUUUUGGACUGGAGAAGACGUGUCAACAUCAUUGAAGGGGUUACUCAAGGUCUUCUUUAUCUCCAAGAGUACUCAAACUUCACUAUAAUCCACCGAGAUUUGAAAGCUAGUAAUGUGUUGUUGGAUCAUGAAAUGAAUCCAAAAAUAUCUGAUUUUGGGAUGGCUAGAAUGUUCAAGAAAGACGAACUUGAAGCAAACACUGGAAGGAUUGUUGGCACAUAUGGAUAUGUGCCCCCUGAAUAUGUGAGAAGAGGCGUAUACUCAAUGAAGUAUGAUGUCUAUAGUUUUGGAGUUCUUCUCUUGCAAAUCAUUAGUGGAAAAAGGACCUCAUGUUACUAUGGCACACAUGAAAAUUUGAAUAUGUUGGAAUAUGCAUAUGAGCUGUGGAGAGAAGACAAAGGGAUGGAGUUCAUCGAUCAGUCAUUGGAUGACACCGAAUCACCUUGUAAAAUCAUGAGAUGCAUGCAAGUAGCUUUGUUGUGUGUCCAGGAGAAUCCGAAUGACAGACCUUCCAUGCUAGAAGUUUAUUCAGAUCUCAAGAAUAAUGAAGCCUCACCUAUUAGUACUCCUAAAAGACCUGCUUUUUCUGUAAAACAAGGUGAAGAUGCCGGAGAAACAUGUCAGUGCAAGAUUGGAUUUUCUUCGAUCAACGAUGUAACAAUCUCUCAGCUAGUGGCCAGAUGAUGGACAAGAAAAGUUGUGGACUAGUUUUGCAGAAUCAUGGAACUAUGUUCUUGAAUCAGAGGCCAUGCAAUGCAUACAUUUCCUAAGCCUUUUUUCCCCCUUGACUGAAUACAUUUCCUAAGCCUAACAGUAUAUAGUGUAUUCUAAUUUUGAUUCACUUGUGACUGUUGAAAGUUUCUUUAGUCAUGGCUGGUAUCACAGUGGCAAGAUGUGUGAGCAAAUCCAGAAUGGUCUGAAAGUUUAGCUUAGAGGCAAACAAAAGUAGGACUGCUAGAUUUCAUAAUUUUUGUUAUUCCUUUUUA